Messenger RNA from Ostrinia nubilalis (European corn borer), 3891 nucleotides. RefSeq names its product LMBR1 domain-containing protein 2 homolog. The record is from RefSeq and is a predicted model, not a curated record. The transcript has 10 exons. Bases 453 to 2513 code for a protein of 686 amino acids. Lineage: Eukaryota; Metazoa; Arthropoda; Insecta; Lepidoptera; Crambidae. Gene Ontology annotation, cellular component: membrane.
UGAUUGAUUCACAAAAUUUGACGUUUCACGAUAAUGAAAAUGAAUUUGUGAUUUGGUUGGUUGGAUUUGGUGAUUUACAAUUAAAUGUAGAAUUUAUUUGAUUCCAAGCCUUGCCAUAUUAAAUAGUUUACCUUAACUCGGCUUAAAAUCAAGUGCAAACACGAAAAUGAUUGUGCGGCUAUCAUUGUGUUCAUAAGAUGUCUGCAGCGAAGGGGUCUAGCAACAAUAGUAUUGAAUUCGAUCCAAUUUUGCCUGAUACAGGACUUUUGUUCUACGAAGAAUGCCCACGAGAGUUUGAAAUAGAGAGACCGCGGUUAUUACCAUUGAAAUCGCCUACCCAGAUACGUUUUGAGCAGCUACAACACGAAGCAGCUAGAGUUUGGAGAGAGAAACAAAAAACAGCGAAGAAAAAUUAACUUUAUGCCGUAAAGUUUGUUUUGAAAACAGUAAAAAUGGUGUACACAUUGUUUGUAAUAGAACUGGUGUCAGCAUUUGUCCUAGCGGCAACGUUGUUGUACAGAUAUGGAGACUGUUACAGGAAUCACUUGAUAGUGACAGUGUCGGUGCUUACAGCAUGGUACUUUUCAUUCGUUAUUAUGUUCAUCUUGCCUCUAGAUGUGACAUCGACUGUCUACCAACAAUGUAUUUUAAAUGACAACACAACAACAGCCAAGGCCGAACAACUUCUAGUCGGCAAUGCGACAACCACCGCAGCACCUCCGAGCAGUCACUGUCAGCAGCCUUGGAGUAAUGUACCGAAAAGCGUAUUCCCUAAUUUAUGGAGAGUCGUAUACUGGACUUCACAAUGCUUGACAUGGCUUAUAAUGCCAAUGAUGCAGUCUUACAGUAAAGCCGGAGACUUUACAGUGAAGGGUAAACUUAAAUCCGCCCUAGUAGACAAUGCAAUCUACUACGGAUCAUACUUGUUGAUUUGUGGGAUCCUUCUCAUAUACCUGGCUUUCCAAAACGAUGGCAUAGACGGCCCUAAGAUAAAAGCCAUUGCAUCAUCGGCCAGUAACACAUGGGGACUGUUUCUGUUGAUACUUCUACUAGGAUAUGCCUUAGUGGAAGUACCAAGGAACUUAUGGAACAAUUCGAAAAAGAAUUACUCGCUGACGUACAGCUACUUCAAGAUAGCUAAAUUGAGCACAGAUAAGUGUGAAGCUGAGGAAACUGUGGAUGAAAUUUUGGAUAGUCUGCAAGCAGCUCAGACAGCCAUCAGCACAGGGCACCCAUUACACAGGCAUGUGGAGACAAUAGUCCAGAAGUUGCCUAUUCAGUUGCGAGACCGACUGAACUCCAGAGCCGCGCCCUACAGGCCGGCGGCGCCGUCUUUCAAGUCACUUAUCAACUUGCAUAAGAAGACGAUCAAAGCGCUCCACGUGCUCCAACGUACGGAGACGCAAUGGGGCAUGAUGCUGGAGCGUAUCUUCCACCUCGAAGAUGUGGCGGCCAACCUCCGCUCGCCUGAUAAGCGCUUUCAGCACACCUUCCAUACGCCACGGCCGCGGCUGCAGAGACUAGUAUACCCUCCUAUCAUAGAAUGGUACUGGGAGUGUUUCCUGCGCCAGUACUUCCUCAAGACGAUGGCGGUGGUGACGGGCGUCAUGUCGUUGGCCAUCAUCUGGUCGGAGAUGACGUUCUUCUCGGAGAAGCCAGUGCUGUCCAUAUUCGCGCACAUAGUAUCGGCUGCAACCAGCCAGUACAAUUAUGCUGCUAUAUUGUCGAUAUCAACCAUCAUAAUAUGCUACAUGUUCUACUGUGCCUUCUCAACCGUGCUCAAGAUUCGUUUCCUAAACCUGUACUACUUAGCGCCACAUCACCAGACCAACGAGUACAGUCUGAUAUUCUCGGGAAUGAUGGCGUGUCGACUUACCCCCGCUAUGUGCCUGAAUUUCCUGAGCUUGGUGCACAUGGAUGCUAGGUUCAGGGCCGAACAGAAGGAGAAGAUUGUGGAGACUGCUUACACUAAGAUCAUGGGCCACAUGGAAGUGCUGGGCAUCAUCGCGGGCGGCUUCAACAUCUACUUCCCGAUGCUGGUGGUGCUGCUGUGCCUGGCCACGCACCUGUCGCUGGGCAGCCGCCUGCUGACGGCGUGCGGCUUCCAGCAGUUCGUGGGCGACGACGACCUCACCACCGACCUGGUGGACGAGGGCCGCGAGAUCGUCAAGCGAGAAAAGCGCAAGCGCCAGCGGGCCGAGGAAUCGCUGUCGCGUCGUCGCGACUACAACAACCGAUUCUCCAACUACCGCGCCGCCCGCGACGAUAGUGGAGCCCACACCGGGCUCCUAAAUGACGUCGACACAGACUAUUACGUCAGCCCGAGCCCCGACCGAGUGCAGGAAGCCUCCGGCUACCAACGGGCUGAGGUUCCUUACAACAGAUCCGAUCUGACAUUGGAGGAUGAGAUAGACAAAAGAUUCGGGAAAAGCACGCAAUCCAGCCGGUCGGAGUUCGACGACCCGAGGGACAAGAUGACGAUACCGCCAAGAGGACUGUUCGAUGAUGUGUAAGUGUCAAGUUAUACUCCCGUUCUGUACCUUGCUUUGAAUUGGGUAGGACACUAUUGUAAAUGUUCGAAAGAUGAUGUCAAAAAUUGUACUGUUUUUUUAAUUCGUGGUCUAAAGAUAGACUAAAUAUUAUUGGAGCACCCGUUCUGUACUGCUCGCUUUAAAUUAGGUAGGACAUCACUACUCAAAAAGGGUUACACUUGUAGAUGUUCGAAAGAUAACGACAAAAUCUUGCUGGGAUGAGACGUCACAUUUUUUUUGUACACGGUCUGAAGAUGGACUGUAUUUAGUCGAGCACCACUCAUCGACUUGCUCGAAUAUAAACCUACCUUAAUUUGACGGGUCAGUUGUAUACAUAGUUUCGCCGGUAAUUUACAAAUUCUGGCUUAAUUUUAGCUUAUUUAUAACAAAGCCAUCUAUAAUGUAGAUCCUAGAUAACCAGUUUUGUAAUUUUAUAGGACGAAUACGCCUUAACGUAACUUAUUGUCUUCAAAGAUAUAUCUUUAAAUGAACACAUAUAAAACUCAAGAUUAAUUAACAGAGGCGGAUAAAAGGCUAGUAAUUGAUUUAUUGUUAUAAUUAGCUUAUAAUAAAUCGACUUUCAAUAAAAUACGACUAGAUUUACGUCAAAUAACGUGAUUCGAUUCGUUUACCCAGUUUAUAAACAAUAAUUAAUAGGUACAUACUUAUAAUAGGCUAGUUUCCUAAAAAAUUUUUUUAGUCCGUCAUGUUUAAUAUCAAAAAAUAUUGGACACAUAUAUUUUUAUUUGUCAAUCUAACAAAUAAUUACAUAGUUAUGGUGCGUUGAAGUUCCGCACGACGUCACAACGUGCGGCACUUUUAUGCAAGCAUUGACGUCACGGGCCUCUUCUUAUGAACUAUGGCGCGCUUUAUCUCUUUAAAUUUUCAUUAGUUUGAAAAAGUGAAAAAUACGUGUAGAGUAUUUUUGAUAAGUUAACUGACGGACUAAUUAAAACUCUUGCUUUUUGACCCAGGAAACAUCCCUAUUAUGUUGUUUGCUUUUAAUGAUAAUAUAAUAUUAUGCCCAAAAGGACAAUGUUCGUUCUCCAUACAUUGUUCGCCGUUAGAUCAACAGUGCCGAAAUAAUACUUUCUAGGUUCUAAAUGACACAAAUCUUUAUGUAAGAACAAUUAUUCCUGGCGGACCAAUUCUAUAAACUUAUUGAUAGCAAUAUUGUUAUCAUAACCUCUUACUUACUAGUAUUGUAUUAUAUUAUUUUAUGCACAUCGAUUUGGGAGAUGUUCUGUAUUGUAGUUGUCGCAGCCAAAUUGUAUUAUAAUAUUGGACGGGUUUUGGAAAUAGCUCGGCGUUCCACUUUUAUGAUUUACUUACUUACAUUUUGCACGUAAAUAAAUAACAU